UUUAAUAGGCUGACUCUGGCUUUUGGAAGAAGGACUGAGUAACUACUGAAAAGUAAACAAUCUUCCUCCUCUCGAGCUCCAAAUCCCUAAUUUCGUUUUUGGGACAACCUCGGCUAAGUUGAUCUGUAGAUUCUUCCUAAAAGUUACAGCAGUCAUGAAACCCUAUCCUUGUGGUACUCGUGAAAUCCAGUAGUUUCAGUAAAGUGGCAAAGACGGUCGCAGAGCUCUUCAUUAGCGGCUAAACGAUCGGACCAGACAGGUGCAGGUAGCUUGACCGCCUUACCCGUCAUUGAAACACAAGCCGCUUGUCUGUCAGAGAAUCCUGAACUAGGAGUCCUGCUUUGCGGGUUCAAUUUUCUGCAAGUGUAAAGAAGGAGAAUAGCCUAAAUUCAUCAUGGUAGAUCCCUCUUCAGAAGCAAGCAGAUGUCUUGCAUAUCUUAAGAAGUGCAUAAAUGCUCUAGUAGAGUCUGGCGGCUCUGGCUCUGAGCAAACGGCGGAGAUUUAUGGGGCGCACGAAGCUUUCAAAAUAAUGUUUCAGCAGGAAAAAAUUGGAUCUUUGAAAGCAGUGCUAGACCAUCUCUCUGAGCUAACCUUUGAAAAGGUGGUAGUCCCUAAGUGGCGCAUCUUUGCUCAUGAAACUAAAGAAAUAAGAAGAAACUUAACCGAUGUAGUGCAAAGAAGUAUGAACUACUGUCUACAAAAGAGCCUCACACAUGAAAGCAAUGAAGAACUUCUGAAACUUACGGAGUUUAUCGAAGGACAUGCUGAUAAAUGCAAGUUUGAGGUUGACAGCUUGGUUUCAUGCCUGCAAAUUGCUGUUUCAGUGGGAGGUAGUCUCAAGUUACUUGAGCUGGUGAACCAGCGUAUCUUGCCUGAUUUCGACAAGCUGACAGAGCAGAGGAAGCUUGAUUUCAUGAAAGCUUUUUCUGAGAUUUCUCCACAUACAACAGCUCAUCUAGCAGAUCAAAUGCUUCCCUCGGUAGUUGGUCUUUUAGAGAAGUACAUGCCUGCUGACAAGAGUAAGUUUGAUGAAAAAAAGAGCUCCACUCAUCUUGAGUGUCUGUUAUACACGUUUCAUCGCUUAGCCCACAAGGGUGGAGAUGCCGAGGCAAUAAAAGAGUAUUGUAAGAGUUUAAAGGAGAGGCUGAAGAGUGUUAAGAAGAUAACUAAGGCAAGAUUAGGUGAACUAGUUCAAACCUUGGCUGACAAUAACGCAACCUGUCUGGAAGCUGAGAAGUAUGACAAGAAUGAUGAAGGCCUCAUGAAGUGCAAGUUCAUCUUUGAAAGGAGGAGGCAUAAUACAAAAACUGAAAUGAGGACUUGCAUUAACUUGGUGGCAAUGAUGAAGGUAUUGCGGUCAAAAAUUCCUUCUUUUAUGGGAGACAAUAGUGUCAAACUUUCUUGGAAAGAAGCGAAGAAGCCAGUCUUUGGAGAAAACAUUGAUGAAACCGCCAAGAAAGUCCCUGACAGGCCGGUUCAGCUUGAUUCCCUUCCAAAGGAUCUUAUGAAAUCCUUAAUCGAAACAGGAAACUGCUACUUAAACAAGGAUUGGGUUAGACAUGUCAUGGGCUCAUCGCGUUUUCAACAAGUGCAACAGAGUAAGCCAGAAGGUCCAUGGCUCUUAAACGACAAUUCUGGUGUAGCUAUGCUCUGCUGGCAGAUUAACGAAUCGGAGUUUUCAGAAUUCAGAGUAGAAGAUGUCGUGAAGAAGGGUUCGACUGGUAGUGUUAGAGAUCAGAUGUUUCAUCUUCUUUGCUGGACUUACACCUCUUCUGACCUAGCUAGAGGCAAGUUGGAGCCGCACAAGUUGACAAAGUAUUCUCCAUUUUGCACAUGGUAUAUGUGUGCGUUUUGUCACCCAGAAGCUCUUGGAAGUGUUCCUAAUAAACCUGAGGAAGUUCUUGGGAUUAUUACUAAGAAGAAAGAGGUUCACCACUGUUAUGGAGGUACAAUUGAGAAAGGCUUACGUCACAUCCAAAAAUACGGCAUUCCCAGAGAAGUUUGCACCGUCUUCAACUGCACAGAUCACCAACCUCCAAGUGCAGAUGAACCUCAUAUGUCUAAGAGGAAAAUUACUGGUAUUCGGAAAAUCAACACAUUGAAAGAAGCUUUGUCAGAACUCAAGAAUCAGCCAAUAGGGGCUGAUUUACUUCAUUAUACAGGAUUGCAUCUUCCAGGAAAGCACAUCUAUUAUGGUCCCUAUUCAAAGUUCUACAGUUCUUUAGUUGCCUAUCAUGCUGUGAUAAUAGAGUCGCUCGAAGUUAUUGACGGACAACUUGUGGCAGUUUGUAAGAUGAGCAACGGUGAAUAUGUGGCUGAUGGAGGAUAUGUUUAUGUGUCCUUAUCAACGGUGUAUAUGCCUGUGGGUGUAGCUGCUGAUAAAAAGGAUUCUGUUAGGAACACAUUUGAGCCCACACAUCUGCUUACUAAUUUCAGGGUCCCAACUGUUGAUGAUGGAAAGAUUGAUAAAAAUGAUGACACAGAUUCUUCUGAGGAAGAAGAAGAGAUGGAAGAAGAUAAAAAAGAAGAGAUGGAAGACAGCAAAGAAUUGGUGGAAGAAAAACCUGAAGAGUCUGCAGCAAAAAGACUUUGUACGCCAGCCUCUCGUCGUGUUAAGGACUCAGAUGGUUCUAUCCGAAAAAGAGCUCUUGAGCUUGUCUCUCUUUUGGGGAAUGAGAAUAAUGUCAAACAACUGACAAAAGCGCUCAUUGAUUAUCUGGAAGUCUGCGGGGAAGAUUUCAAGGGUAUCAUUGAAAACAAUGAAGGUUUCAAGGAGGAUCAUAGUGCAAGAGCAUGUUCUAAAUCCUAUAUGACUACAAAAGCGUUGGCCCUGGUUGCUCUACUAAAGUUGUCAUCUCACUUUCCUAUCAUCUCGAAGAGGAUUAAAGAUAUAAUUGUGGAGCAGAAAAAGAGCCUUCUCCUUGAAAUGCAGCAAAGAGCUAUCAGGUCUUCUCUGGCUGAGAGGAUGCCAUUACUAGAUGAGGCUACAUUCAGUGUGAGGAGUGCUGGCUCUUUACCUGCGUCACUUUCAACAAUGGCCAAGCUUUCAGUUAGUAUUCCAAAUGGUGUUGCUGCAGCUCCACUAGUGGACUUGCUGGACCUGGAUUCCGACGAUAUUCUGGCUGUGCCUAGUAGUUCAUCUGGUGCAGAUUUCCUUCAGGAUCUUCUCGGCGUUGACUUAGGAUCAUCGUCAGAAAAAUCUGUUUGCACUGUUUCAGGUGCAACCCCUGCUGCUCAAGCCGGCACAGAUCUGUUGCUGGAUAUUCUUUCAAUUGGGUCCCCUUCUCUGGCACAAGACAGCACAUCAUCAAUUGAUUUGUUAUCAACAACCGACGUUAACAAUAACUCUUCUACUGUGCUAGACACACUUUCUUCACCAGCUCAACCUCAAAUAGCAACUACCGCGUCUGCUGGUGAUAUGUUUGAUUUGUUUGAUGGUCUGUCUCCAAGCCCAUCGAAGGAAGCAACCAAUGGUCCAGCAUAUCCACCUGUUGUUGCAUACGAGAGCAGCUCUUUGAAGAUUGCGUUCACUUUCUCAAAGCCAUCAGGGAACCACCCACAUACAACAAAUGUCGAGGCCACUUUUAUAAACUUAUCUCCGAAUACUUUCACAGAUUUUGUCUUCCAGGCCGCUGUUCCAAAGUUCCUCCAGCUGCACUUGGAUCCAGCUAGUAGUAACACACGCCUGGAAAGCGGUAACAUAACGCAGAAUCUGAGAGUCACUAACAGCCAGCAUGGGAAGAAAUCUCUUGUGAUGCGCAUGAGGAUUGGGUACGAAUUGAACCGAAAAGAUGUAUUGGAGGAAGGACAAAUCAACAACUUCCCUCGCGGGCUGUGAAGGCUGAUUGUGUUGUUCGAACCGUUAGAUGCAGCAAAAUCACAUUUCACCCUUCCUAUUUUUUUUUUCUUUCUAAAUUCCGUUUGCUGAAACAAGAACUUAUGGCUUUGUCUGGGAUUUGAGGUUCGCCGGGUUUCUUUUUGAACAAAACUUCCCAUGUUUGGAAUCGUAAGUGAUCGAGGAAGCACACUUUGUUUUGUCUCGUUGUGUUUUAAACUUUUAAAAUAUGUGA
This is a messenger RNA of Brassica oleracea var. oleracea, 4070 nucleotides long. RefSeq lists its product as uncharacterized. Gene Ontology annotation, cellular component: nucleus. The transcript has 24 exons. Gene Ontology annotation, molecular function: mRNA binding. Lineage: Eukaryota; Viridiplantae; Streptophyta; Magnoliopsida; Brassicales; Brassicaceae. Gene Ontology annotation, biological process: intracellular protein transport; vesicle-mediated transport; regulation of programmed cell death. The coding region runs from base 395 to 3838 and encodes 1147 amino acids. The record is from RefSeq and is a predicted model, not a curated record.